GCCCCAGGCCGCUCUCGGGGGCGCGGCGCCCCGAUGUCCCACCACGGCACGGUGAAGAGCUGGGUCGGCGACAAGGGGUUCGGCUUCCUCCUGCCCGACGGCGGAGGCGAGGACGUCUUCGUCCACCGCUCCGCGCUGAUCGGCGCAGAGGAGCUGCUCCCCGGCGACAAGGUGAUCUUCGACAUCCGGGACGCGCACGCGGCGAGGAUCAGCGCUGGCAGGGGGCAGCUGAUCGACGCUGCUCCCCCGUGGUUCAAGGCCGUCAACGUCUCGGAGAGCCUGAGCCCCCCGGCCUCGGGGUGCUUCGGCGGCCUGUUCGAGGACGCGCCAGGCAGGCCCGCGCCCGCUGGCGACGUCGGCGCAGCCAUCGCCGCCUUCCUGGAGGCUGCCGCGGCCGGCGGCGGCGUGUGCGGCGAGGGCGCUGGGGAGCUGCUGGAGCGCUUCGUGUUCGAGAGCUCGCUCGGACAUAUGCGAUGGCGUCAGCCGCCGAUGCCGCUGUUUCACGGGGGGUUCUCGUUGCGGCUGCUUGCCAGUCCACGCGACGUGCUGCGGGCGCCCAGGGUUCGCGGCGACCUUCCCGCGCCCCUGUCAGACUCAGCGGGUCAUUCGAGCGCUCACGACCUGCCGCGGUCGCUCGGGGUUCCUUCGGACCUGGCUGACGUGGCCGACAGUCAGCACACGGAGCGCGAGGCGCAGUCCCCGUUUUCACCCCUCGUGGACUUCCGCUGGCUGUCCGCGCAGGGCGAGUACAUGAAGGAGCUGCAGGCCGCGACACCUCACGCCUUCCAGCGCGCCGCCCGCCUGGGCCGAGCCCGCCAAGUGCUCGGGGUCGCGGAGGGCGCCCACAGGGACGCGAUCGAGGGCUCGUUCCGGCGCCUCUCGGUCCCGUGCCGUCCCGACAAGGCACCCGCGGGGUUGACAGCUGCCGAAGCGGUCGCCCGCGUCCAGCGGUGGAAGGACUUGUGCGACGCGAAGUCCCUGCUGCUGAAGGCGGCGGCGCAUCAGUCGGCGUCCGCCGUGCUCGCGCCUCCGCAGGCGAGCCAGCCGUCCAGCAUCCUGCCGCCCCUGGGGUUGGCCAGUCUCGAUGAGGGCGCAGGCUCCGCCGAGGUGGCCGCAGGUGACGUCAGGGGAGCUUGCGCCGAGGCUCCCCAGAGGACCCUGCAUCUGGCCCUCGAGUGCCUCCUUAUGGCGCUCGAGCAGGGCGCAAGCUCCGCCGAAGUGGCCGCAGGGGACGUCAUGGGAGCGUGCGCCGAGGCUCCCCAGACGACCCUGAAUCGGGCCCUCGAGCGCCUCAUUUUGGCGCUUCGGCAAGGCGCAAGCUUCGCCAAGGUGGCCGCAGGGGACGUCAUGGGAGCGUGCGCCGAGGCUCCCCAGACGACCCUGAAUCUGGUCCUCGAGUGCAUCCUUCUGGCGCUUCAGCAGGGGGCAGUGGACGGCCUGACGCUGGCGCCCGCCCACGCGGCGGACGGAACCCGCGGGCACUGGGAGCUGGGCCUGCUGGUGCACCUGGAGGGCGAGGGCCGCAUCGGCCUGCUGCGGCGCAUCAUGGAGAGCGCGCGCAUCGUCAAGGUCAUGUGGGGCGUCCGCGGCGACUGCGAAUCCCUGCUGUACCAGCACUGGCCCGUCCAGCUCGCGGUGACGCCCGAGGCGAUCGUGGACGCCAAGGCGGCCUUCCUGGGCCUCGGCAUGGGCAAGAUGCUGGCGCACGUGCCCCCCGAGCACCUGGAAGGCCUGCCCCAGAAGGAGCAGAUCGACUUCGACUCCGCGCACGCGGCGAACCGCGAGGCUCUCCCGCUGCCGCUCGGCCUCACGGCCGCGCGUUACGCCGUGGACGAUCUGCACCGUAUAGAGGCGAUCCUGCUGCACAAGCUGCCGAGGAGCGGGUCCUACGCGGAGGCGCGGAGCGCCACGGACUCGCUGCUGGCCGCGCUGCGCGGCGACCCGUGCGGCCUGGAGUCGCUCCCGCGGAGGGCGACCGCGACGCCUGGGCGCUGCUGGGCCGCGCCGAGCGGCUCGCCGACGCCGCGCUGCGCGCCGCGGGCGUCGCCGUGCCGCCAGACCUCUCCUUCGCCGGGCGCGGCUGAGCGGCGCCGCGACUCCCGGACCUCGAGCGCAUUAUAA
Messenger RNA from Prorocentrum cordatum, 2121 nucleotides. The record is from the annotation of a GenBank genome assembly. NCBI's taxonomy places the organism in Eukaryota, Dinophyceae, Prorocentrales, Prorocentraceae.